GGGCCACUCACAGUGUCAGUUUAUAAACAGCAGAAGAAGAACUAACUUUCAUUAACGCUGUCAAGAGCUCAGCUUGACUUGGAGUGACAGAAAGAGCUCAUUUGGAAAGAUGGAAGGUGAAUGUAAAGUAACGCUGGAGCCUCACACUGAAGCUGAACAGAAAACAUUUAAAAGCUCCAGGCUAACCGCGAUCCUUCUGGCAUUCAUGCUCUGCCUUGCUGCUGCUGCUGCUGUCCUUAUCUUCAACACACAUGCCAAGGGUCCAGAACCAGAUGAAAACACUUUUGAUCUUCAUCACAAACUGAGGCAGAUUUCAAACAUAAGAGCAGCCAUUCAUUUAGAAGGAGAACACAACGAGCACAUCAGUGACUCAGUGGAAUGGCGGAACCAGGUGGACCAGUCCCACUCCCAAGGUGGUCUGGAACUCAAGGAUAAUGAGAUUGUAAUUCCUCACAACGGCCUCUACUUCGUUUACAGCCAAGUAACUUUCCGAGUCAGCUGCAGCAGCAGCGAGGCUGAUGUCACCGCCUCCAAGCCCAUGGUGAACCUGAGCCACACAGUGCUGCGCAGGUCCAGUUCGUAUGGGUACGAUGAUGAGAAAACCUAUAUACCCAUCCUGCACUCGACCCGGACCGCCUGCCAGAAGACAGGCAGCACUGACCCGGAUGCUGAUGGUAAAUGGUUCUCUGCCAUUUACAUGGGAGCUGUGUUCAACCUGAGGAGAGGAGAUCGGCUGAAGACAAAAAUGGAGGAAAAUAUGUUGCAGCAACUGGAGGAUGGCACUGGGAAUAACUUCUUUGGUGUGUUUGCUUUGUGAGAUGAGGGAACUGAGGGCCAUGAACGGAGCCAUGAAGCUUCUUUAUGGCUCAGCUGCUGCUCCGCUGGAGCUCAACUACACUGCUAAACAUCAGAAGAUUGUUUUAAUAAUAUUUACCAAAGAACCAAACUACGGUAACUGUAGUAAUGACCCUGGAUGUGUGUCAGGGCUAAAUGUUGUGUACUAUGUACUCUCUCCAUGCCCGCAGUGUCAUUCGUAUUGAUUCACUGCAGAGUUCUGCUUCACUACAGGCUGAUAAGGGUGUAAAUUAUUUAUUAUAUUUAUUGAUUUAUUUAUUUGUUAUUUAUUCCUUUGUGUUUUUAUGUACUUUUCUGAUAAUUAUCUUGAAAAGAUUGAUUAAUUUAUUAAAUAA
Molecule: messenger RNA, 1190 nt
Organism: Melanotaenia boesemani (Boeseman's rainbowfish)
Lineage: Eukaryota; Metazoa; Chordata; Actinopteri; Atheriniformes; Melanotaeniidae
Gene: tnfa
Product: tumor necrosis factor a (TNF superfamily, member 2)
Exons: 4
Coding region: 110-817 (235 amino acids)
Biological process (GO): immune response
Cellular component (GO): membrane
Molecular function (GO): tumor necrosis factor receptor binding
Source: RefSeq, a predicted model, not a curated record